Sceloporus undulatus (fence lizard) is the source of this 1851-nucleotide messenger RNA. RefSeq names its product SBDS ribosome maturation factor (gene SBDS). The transcript is spliced from 5 exons. Gene Ontology annotation, biological process: cytosolic ribosome assembly; ribosome biogenesis. Lineage: Eukaryota; Metazoa; Chordata; Lepidosauria; Squamata; Phrynosomatidae. The coding region runs from base 71 to 823 and encodes 250 amino acids. The record is from RefSeq and is a predicted model, not a curated record.
GCAGGCGCAGUGCGUUUGUGGCCUAGCUGUCAACAAGAAGGCGCCCUUCUCCUCCUCCGCCGCCGUCGUCAUGUCGAUUUUCACGCCGACCAACCAGAUCCGUCUGACGAACGUGGCCGUGGUGCGGACCAAGAAGGUCGGGAAGCGCUUCGAGAUCGCCUGCUACCGGAACAAGGUCCUGGGAUGGCGGAGCGGAGCAGAGAAGGACCUGGACGAAGUGCUGCAGACGCACACGGUGUUUGUGAACGUCUCCAAGGGGCAAGUGGCCAAGAAGGAAGACCUGGUCAAGGCCUUUGGGACGGAGGACCAGACCGAAAUAUGCAAGCAGAUCCUAGCCAAAGGGGAGCUGCAGGUGUCGGACAAAGAGCGCCACACGCAGUUGGAGCAGAUGUUCCGCGACAUCGCCACCAUUGUGGCCGACAAGUGCGUCAACCCGGAAACCAAGCGGCCCUACACUGUCGGCCUGAUCGAGAAAGCCAUGAAGGACAUCCACUACUCCGUCAAACCCGGGAAGAGCACCAAACAGCAGGCAUUGGAGGUCAUUAAGCAGCUGAAGGAGAGCAUGCAGAUCGAGCGGGCGCACAUGCGCCUGCGCUUCGUCCUCCCCCGGAAGGAGGGAAAGAAGCUGAAGGAGAAGCUGAAGCCCCUGAUCAAAGUGAUCGAGAGCGAGGACUUCGACGAGCAGCUGGAAAUCGUGUGCCUCGUGGAUCCAGGCUGCUUCCGGGAGAUCGACGAACUGAUCCGGUGUGAGACGAAAGGCAAAGGGACCCUUGAGGUGCUCAGCCUGAAAGAUGUAGAAGAAGGGGAUGAGCGGCUGGAGUAAUGUUGUCCCUCUCCGCUUCCCAAAACAAGGACUUGGCAUUAAAGGACUUCCAAAAAGGCCUGCCUUGUGAGGGGCCCAUUGCUAGUGCCUGGUUUGGUUUGGAGUUUUGUUUGGGUGUUAUGUCCUCUCCCUUCUUUCCUAACUAUGGCAGGUGACAACAUGCAAGGGUACCUUAGAACACCCCUCUGCCACAUGAAUCCCAUGGGAAUGGUUGUGGGUUCUUUGCAUGGAGGGGUUUGAAAUGCCAGUAAAGUACCAAAAGGCCAUUGAAGGGGCCAGGCUGGUGGGUCAGGGCUCAGCUCUGUGUAUCGGAGAAGGGAACAGACCAUAAAGAUCCACAGCAAAUUACCCAGCCAGGGAUAUUAGGGACAAGCUGACCAUAGCCUGCCUCAUAGGAGGCCUUAUGGGACUUGGCAUACAGUUGAGGGCUGGAUGUCUGCAUGUGGCGCUCCAGAAACAUGUCAGAACCACAGAGGGGUUUAACCAUCCAUCCUAGAAACCUGACCCACACCCUCCAGGCUCCUCAACCCUACAGUCUCACUCUGAAUGAGCCAAAAGACACAGAAACCAUUAGUUAAGUAAUCUGAGUCGGGGUGAGAGACCAUUUACAACAACCUGAUCUAGAACCCAUUAUUAGUAACAUAAACAGCCUUUCCGUUUCCGCUGAAGAGCCACCUGCACUUCCCCGUAAGAAACCUGCCUUUGUUUGGAGGGUUCCCUUUCUGUUUGUAUCGAUGUGUGGUUUGAGAAUAACCAAAGGAAUGAGGACUUGUUGGUUGCUGAACAGUAAAUGCCAGGAGGGCUUUUGGGGUUUCAUGCUGCUUUUAAGAUGUGCAUCUUGCUUGCGUUUUGUUGUUCCGUCCCACUCCUAGGAGCCCAGUGAAGAGAUGCGCAGCCUUGAACCUUCUUGAGUAUUACACACUAAGACAGCAAAGUUAUAUCUAAUAUCUAUCUAUAUGUAUAUAUAUGUACCCCUGCUACUAUUGUACUGAUGAGAUGUCAUAAAUUUAAGAGGGAGUUGAUACACA